UUAAAUAUGGAAAAAGACACGCUGCGCUCACAGUCUCUCCACGCGUUGCCAGCGAGACACAAAACGAGCCUUUUUUCUUCACGAUGUCACCGAGACACGACCUGAAGAAGUCCAGCACGAUAUAAAAGGAUUGUGUCUUACAUGUUGAAGUUGAUUUGUAGAGUCGGAGAAAAUCAUUCCAGCGAGAUAGCUGCGGCUCCUCGCCUUCUUCUUUCUUCUUUACUUUUUAUCCACUUGAAAAAAGCGCGACAGGGUAGAGUAUAGGUGAAGAUUUUUUUUUAUAUAAAGAGCGACUACGAGUUGAGGACUGCUGAUCAUCUUGUGAGAAAAAGGAGGCCAAGUUUGUCACCAUGAGUUCCGAUAAGAAGGUGGAGGAUGAAGCAGUCUUGGACAGAGGCGCAUCCUUUGUCAAGCAUGUCUGCGAUGAAGAGGAAGUGGAAGGUCACCACACCGUGUACAUCGGCGUGCACGUUCCCAAGAGCUACCACCGGAGGAGACGCCACAGACGCAAGUCCAGCCACAAGGAGAAGCGGGAACGAGUCGAACACAGUACAGAAGGAUACAAGUCAGAUGGGGAGGCCGUGGAUGAAUCCACCCCAAGCAUCCUCAAACCUCUCAUUUCUCCAGCUGAGCGGAUCAAGUUCAUCCUGGGGGAGGAGGACGAUGGUCCCCCACCUCCUCAGCUCUUCACUGAGCUGGACGAACUACUGACUGUGGACGGACAGGAGAUGGAGUGGAAGGAGACAGCCAGAUGGAUCAAGUUUGAGGAGAAGGUGGAGAAGGGUGGCGAGCGCUGGAGCAAGCCUCAUGUGGCCACGCUGUCCUUGCACAGCUUGAUGGAACUCAAAACGUGUAUCGAGAAGGGCACCAUCAUGCUGGACCUGGAGGCCUCCACACUGCCACAGGUUGUCGAGUUGAUCACCGACAGCCAGACUGAGACCGGUCAGUUGAAGCCGGAGCUGAAGGAGAAGAUCAUGUACACGCUACUGCGGAAGCAUCGUCAUCAGACCAAGAAGUCCAACUUGCGCUCCCUUGCUGACAUUGGCAAGAGUGUUUCCAGUGCAAGCCGGCUGUUUUCCAGCCAGGAGAAUGGUAGCCCGACUACUACCCAUCGAAACCUCACCUCCAACAGCCUGAGCGACUUCUCUGACAAACCAGAGAAGGAUCAGCUGAAGAACAAGUUCAUGAAAAAACUGCCCCGUGAUGCAGAGGCAUCAAACGUGCUGGUUGGGGAGGUCGACUUCCUGGAAACUCCCUUUGUGGCGUUUGUCCGUCUGCAGCAGGCCGUCAUGCUGGGCGCUCUCACUGAGGUCCCAGUGCCUACAAGAUUUCUCUUCGUCCUGUUGGGGCCCAAAGGGAAAGCAAAGUCCUAUCAUGAAAUUGGAAGAGCCAUUGCCACCCUGAUGUCAGAUGAGGUAUUCCAUGAUAUUGCCUAUAAAGCGAAGGACAGGGAAGACCUGCUGGCUGGUAUCGAAGAGUUCCUGGAUGAGGUCAUUGUCCUUCCCCCUGGAGAAUGGGACCCUGAUAUCAGGAUAGAGCCACCCAAGUCUCUGCCCUCCUCAGACAAGAGGAAGAACAUGUACGCCGGAGUAGAGAUGCCCCAGAUGAAUGGAGACACGCCUCACGAUGCGGGGCACGGAGAAGGAGGAGGACAUGGGGUUGGGGAGGAACUUCAGCGCACUAGAAAGUUCUGUGGAGGUCUUGUCCUGGAUAUCAAGCGGAAGCUUCCAUUUUUCGCCAGCGACUUCUACGACGCGCUACAUAUCCAGUCUCUGUCCACCAUCCUGUUCAUCUAUCUCGGCACGGUGACCAAUGCGAUCACGUUUGGAGGCUUACUUGGUGACGCUACAGAAAACAUGCAGGGAGUGUUGGAAAGUUUCCUAGGUACCGCGCUAACUGGAGCAGUGUUCUGCCUGCUGGCUGGUCAACCUCUGACUAUUCUGAGCAGCACAGGGCCGGUGCUCGUCUUUGAAAGACUCCUCUUCAACUUCAGCAGAGACAAUGGCUUCGACUAUCUUGAGUUUCGGCUAUGGAUCGGCCUGUGGUCGGCUUUAUUCUGUCUGGUGCUGGUGGCCACAGAUGCCAGCUUCCUGGUGCAAUACUUCACACGUUUCACUGAGGAAGGCUUCUCUGCUCUUAUCAGCUUCAUCUUCAUCUACGACGCUUUCAAAAAGAUGAUAAAUCUCGGCCACUACAACCCGAUUAACUCCGAUUACGAUCCCAACCUCGUCACUCAAUAUGACUGCCACUGCAUUCCUGGAAACUCGUCAGAACUCCUUGAUGUCUCACCCUGGACAAACAGUACUGAUGUGUCAGAGAAUGCCACCUGGUCGACCCUGACCAGAAAGCAGUGUUUGAGGUACGGAGGGACCCUGGUAGGAGAGACUUGUAACUACGUGCCUGACAUCACCUUGAUGUCCUUUAUCCUGUUCUUUGGGACUUACACCUGCUCCAUGGGUAUGAAGCAGUUCAAGACCAGCCGCUUCUUCCCUACCAGAGUGAGGAAGCUCAUCAGUGACUUUGCGAUCAUCUUGACCAUUCUCCUCUUCUGCGGCGUAGACGCCUUCAUCGGUGUGAACACUCCAAAGCUCAUAGUGCCAAGUGAAUUCAAGCCCACAAAUCCAGCGAGGGGCUGGUUUGUUCCUCCUUUCGGAGGGAACCCCUGGUGGGUGUACCUGGCGUCCGCACUCCCCGCUCUACUGGUCACCAUUCUGAUAUUCAUGGACCAGCAGAUCACUGCUGUGAUUGUCAACAGGAAAGAGCACAAACUAAAGAAAGGGGCAGGCUAUCACUUGGAUCUGUUCUGGGUGGCCAUCCUAAUGGCGAUCUGCUCUUUCAUGGGCCUGCCGUGGUACGUUGCUGCCACUGUCAUCUCCAUCGCUCACAUCGACUCUCUGAAAAUGGAGACCGAGACAUCGGCCCCUGGGGAGCAGCCCAAAUUCCUCGGUGUGAGGGAGCAAAGAGUCACCGGUAUCGUUGUGUUCCUCCUGACUGGACUCUCUGUCUUCAUGGCCCCUAUCCUCAAGUUCAUUCCCAUGCCUGUGCUCUAUGGUGUGUUCCUCUACAUGGGCGUGGCGUCACUCAAUGGUGUCCAGUUCAUGGACCGUCUGAAGCUGCUCCUGAUGCCCGCCAAGCACCAGCCGGACCUGAUCUACCUGCGACACGUCCCCCAGAGACGCAUCCACCUCUUCACCUUCAUUCAGGGAUUAUGUCUGGCCCUCCUCUGGAUCCUCAAGUCUACUGUGGCUGCCAUCAUCUUCCCAGUCAUGAUCUUGGCGUUGGUUGCCGUCCGGAAGGCGAUGGACUACGUGUUCUCCCAGCACGAUCUCAGCUACCUGGACGAUGUCAUCCCUGAGAAAGACAAGAAGAAGAAAGAAGAUGAGAAGAAAAAGAAAAACAAGAAGAAGGGAAGCAUCGACAGUGACAUUGAAUUUUCUGACUACCCCUACAAUGAAAAUAUCCCCAGUAUAAAAAUCUCUAUGGAUAUGAUGGAGCAGGAGCCCAUGUUGGGGGAUAAAGAUUUGGAUAGAGAUAAAUCCCAGAAUUUCCUUAACACACAUACGCCGUGCUGAGCACUACUUUGAGUCUUCCACAGUGGCCGAGUGAUCUUGACAAAGGUUCUUACACAAAAACUUUGCCUCAGAUUCGAGUAGACGGAGGCUCUGAGGAGAACGGUUUCUUCUGGAGGAAGGGCUCUGAAACAGAUCUGUGAAUGAAUUAUCCAAAGAUACAGCAGAACGAGCACAACACAGCAAACAUAACCAUCCUCUAUUGUACUAUAUACUACCGCUUCGUUACGGUAUUUUUUUAUAUAAUAUAAUAUUCCUCGUGUGAGGCAUUAAAUCACAAUGGCUGGAAUUAUUUGUCUUAAAAUUGAAACACUGCAGUGGUACUGAAUUUUAAUGAGGGCUAACGUUUGAGCGUUCAUGAUCUGCACGAGGUUCUUGCAGAAAACCAAAGGGCUACUUCAAGGAAUGCAGUUUCUUAUGGGACGUUAAUAUUUUAUUAAUGUAUAUUCUAAUACUUUAUAAUAGGGGCCAGCUGAAGAUGUUUUUAUCAUAAAAGUACAGGAUACAGUCCGUUUGUUCACUACAGAUGGCUUUAUGGAAUUCAAUCUGUACAUGUGUAUAUAUCAGGAGGAGUUAUUUUCAAAUGACACCAAACAUAACCAGCCUCUCCUCUGUAGAACUGUUUCAUAUUGUAGUUACUCUUUUAAUAUUACACGUUACAUAACUACUUGAAACUUAAAGAUCAAAACAUAGCAGAGGUACUGUAUUUAGAGGCGAACACAAAGGGGAAAACACAUGUGAAAUACUCCUUUUUUAAGUCAUAGUGAACAAAAGGGCUACAAAAAAGUCAUCUAUGCACAGACACAAGCGAAAGUUAUUUCUGUAUUUAUGGGCAUAUUCAUUAUUUAUCAAGGCUGCAUGCUCGUAAAACACACCCACAAGAUAAUGUAAGAAUAGUCGCAGUAUGGUAAGAAGUAAGUGGUUCAACACCAUACAGACUGGAACUUCUUUUCUGUUUCCUGUUCUUCCUCUUUUUCCCCUCUUUUUCUAUAUUUAUUAUAUUUAUACUCUCGGCAAAAUAAUGUGCCGUUUUUGAAUCUUAAGUAUGGUUUUACCAUUUAGCUUCCCCAUUUGUGCAGAUUUGAAGGUAUUCUUUCUGUGGUCUCUAUCCACCCAGGCAUCUUUUUUUCCCUGUUUUAGGGAGAUCUAGAUGUAUUAUACCUGUAUGUAGCUCUACCUCUUCAUUUUUCUGUAGGUGCCAGGCAUUAUAUAUUAAAAUCAUCUGUUGUGCAAUUAUCUGUGAUCAAAUACUGAUUUGUAUUUUUCAGCUGGCACUGCAUAGGAUCUCUGAAUCUAUACUUUGAGUUCCUUUCUACUCACUUAAGAUAUUUUAUUUUUGUUUUACUUGUUUGUCAGUAUGAAUUAUGAAUGAUUUUUGCGGUGUUUUUUUUUUUUUAAAGGGUUUUCCACCAAAAUUCCCAAAAUCAAACAAAUAUUUUGACUCUAUCUCUUCAGAUACAGGGAAAAUAAAACUUAAAGAUGCAUUAUUUGAUAACCACAUCAAUCAUUUUUAAAAAAUGUUUUAUGUACUAAAGCUGGAGGCUGGGGGAGUGAUGGCCUGUCCUUUUUAACCCUUCUGAAUGAAUGCAGUUUAAUGUUCUCACACAGUUGACUGUGAAUUAAAAGCCUAUUUGAGUUGAUUAUCCGUUUUAGAAUGUGAUCAUAUUUAAAAGGUGUCAAUGUGAUAAAUUUUCAAACUUGGAGUAAUUUUUUUUUUUUUUUUUUUUUAAAUCAACAAUCACUGUGAGGCAAUGCAAUGUUGUGACUUCCAGUUCUUGAAGAACUACUGCUUUGUAGCAUUCAGGGCAAACAAAAAAAUAUAUAUUUAUGCAACAGCUUCAUUUUCAAAUUCACAUUUUGCUUUUGACACAAUCUACAUCGCAUCAGUAUCUAUCCAACUAUCCAGUGACCCUGUGAUGAACAAUGUCUUAAAUCUGCCUGUAUUAUUCAAAUGACCUGAUCACGCGUCUGUUGAGAAGUAUACGCUAAGCUGAUUCAAGUAAUUUCAGGAUUAAAAUGCAUAUCUGGGUGUAAUGCAUCUCAAUCAUUUGAAAUGCAAAGUCUGAUUUGUAGUGCAGAUAGGGGCUUUAAUGAGCGCUUUCACAAUCACAUCAAGUUGUAAAGCACAAGACUGUUAUUCUGAACCAAAAAUCAAAAACCACAUUGUCUUCCACUUUGUUCUGUGAUCUGUAUAUCUUGCCUCUUUUUUUUUUUUUUUUUUGGACUUUGUGGUUCUGUGUCCACAAUUAAUGUAACAUUUUUUUUUUCAUUUUCUCACUCUGAAACCAGUUUUAUACAAACAUGUUAUCUAGUCAACAACCAUCGGUUACUCUGAAGGAAGCAGAUGUCAGUGUGUUUUUUUUUGUUUGUUUGUUUGUUUUUUAUGGAGCAGUGUUUUGAAUGAGAGCAAUAAAACAGUCGAAAUGAUUCUUAAA
This is a messenger RNA of Larimichthys crocea (large yellow croaker), 6004 nucleotides long. Its product is annotated as electrogenic sodium bicarbonate cotransporter 1-like. Gene Ontology annotation, molecular function: sodium:bicarbonate symporter activity; solute:inorganic anion antiporter activity; monoatomic anion transmembrane transporter activity. Bases 351 to 3572 code for a protein of 1073 amino acids. Gene Ontology annotation, biological process: bicarbonate transport; regulation of intracellular pH; transmembrane transport. The record is from RefSeq and is a predicted model, not a curated record. The transcript is spliced from 26 exons. Lineage: Eukaryota; Metazoa; Chordata; Actinopteri; Sciaenidae. Gene Ontology annotation, cellular component: basolateral plasma membrane; plasma membrane.